AGCACACUUUACACCAGGCUUUGCUACUAACACAGCCGCUGUUCUGGGGACUUUGAGAUCAACGUCAAGUCGUCUCGCCUGCACACAGCAGUAGCUGGUGUCUCAGAAGCUGAGAAUUAGGUCUUGCUGGCUACAGCCGGUAUCUUUAGCCUUUAGUAAGGAUUGUUCUUUUUAAGAUUAUUACAGUGAAGCGUCUCUUAGUAGUCACCCAAUGGGGCAACACAAACCAGCUGCCUAGUACAAGUUGGUUUUAAGUAAAGGGGAAACAAAAUAGCACAUAGGUCGCCUGUUGGAGGUUGGGUUCUUAGUGCAGAUUCCUUGCCAAAUCCUGAAAGGAAGUGCUAGGAGAGAAAGGGAUGCAGGAGAGAGAGCUGUGGAAUUGGAGGGUCUUGGAGAGCAUCUCUUCUUAGCCUUCCUAGUGGUGACAACAUAACGCGUCUCAGGGUAGACACAGAUGGGAAGCAGAUCAACUGGAUUCAGGAGAACCACCUCCGCCGGGUACCGGUUACCAGCAGCCAGACCUUUGGUGAAACUCGCCUCAUCCUCAUCUCCUUCUCUCAGCACCACCCAGCAUGGGAAAGCUCUGCCUGCCAGUCGGGUCUUAGCACAACAGGCAGCCCGGGCCCGGGAGGAGGAGCAGGCAGCACUGCAGAGGGACCCAGUUCGGCAGGACAAGAUCUGGAGGGAGUUUAUGGAUGCUGAGUGGAGGGGAAGAAAAUAUUGGUACCAGAAUUGGGGUUUCAUGAAGGACUAUGAUCCAAUGGGUAAGAAAAAGGAGCAGGAGCAACUGCCCGAGUAUAUGCCUGUGUUCUCAGACAAAAUUCCCAACACCACCAACCAGACUAUCGGCAGUAGAAUGAACACUGAAAUUGGCAAAACUCUAGUAAACAUGGAUUACUUCCUCAGCCGUGGAAGACAAAAGAAGAAACUUGAGCAUGAGUUCCAGCCCUCCUAGUGUUAGAAAGAAAAUAUCCCUAACAAGAUAUGUGGCAGGAUUCAAGCUAACAAUCUUUUUAGAGUCUCACAGUAAUGACGUUACAAAGCAUCAAAUCCUAUCCUGAUAUCACCGUCUUGCAUGGCAUUUUUUCAUGAGCAAAGGUGGACCUUGUGCUUAAAAAAAUUCUUCUGGGGAAAUCCUCUUAAUAUUUGGAGUGAUCAGAUUAGAGUGGAUAUAAACAUGUGCUGUUUAGAUCACAGGGUCCAAUCAUGCUCCCAUCAAAGAAAAUAGCAUUAACUUCAGAGGGAACAGGGUCACUACCAGAAAAGAAACCCUAACUUAUCUAAGAUUGGUCACAAGAUCUUGCCAGAUGCAAGAUAAUAUUAUAUUUUUAAUUUCAAAGUAAUCAUUGCACUAGAUGGCAGCAGUCCCUUGUGUUCCGUUUAUCUAGCUAGGGUUUUUAAUCACACUCCCCAUCACCUCAAUGUCUGACCUCAUCACUGAAAGUAAAAACCAAGAUGAUGAAAACCUCUGUUCUAAUUUUUCUCCCUACUUCUGUGGAAAUGGAUGCAAUUUUCCAUUUUUUUAAUUUGCUUUUUCCCUUUUCCUUCCUUUUACUAUUACCACCUCCCUCCUCUUUCUCUUCUCCUCUCACUUUGUCUGAUUUAGUUGUUUCUUGGGGAACACCAACACAAAGAAGAAGGUUUUACACUCUGCUCUGGAGGCACUGGUAGUCAUUCUGAUCUCCUUCAGUGAUAAGUUCCAAGGUUCUGUUGCCCAGAAAACCUGGUCUCCCGUUCUUACAAGCUUCACCCUUGAGUUUAACAGAUGCAUAGUUCCUGAAGAAUGUAUCAGGGGAUAGCCGUGUUAGUCUGUAUCUACAAAAACAACAAGGAGUCUGGUGGCACCUUAAAGAC
Molecule: messenger RNA, 1854 nt
Organism: Malaclemys terrapin pileata
Lineage: Eukaryota; Metazoa; Chordata; Testudines; Emydidae
Gene: CIMIP5
Product: chromosome 3 C2orf50 homolog
Exons: 3
Coding region: 455-955 (166 amino acids)
Source: RefSeq, a predicted model, not a curated record